Molecule: messenger RNA, 1795 nt
Organism: Triticum aestivum (bread wheat)
Lineage: Eukaryota; Viridiplantae; Streptophyta; Magnoliopsida; Poales; Poaceae
Product: disease resistance protein PIK5-NP
Exons: 2
Coding region: 225-1076 (283 amino acids)
Molecular function (GO): ADP binding
Source: RefSeq, a predicted model, not a curated record
UUUUCAUGUUGGUUGGAAUCAAAGCCGGUUUAACAAGCUCUCUCGCCUCCUUGUAUUCUGGGUUAUGUUAAUCUCAUGUCUGUUCUGAUGACCAGUGCAAGCGCCCAUUUGGAGGUCGAUAUCCACGCUCCACCCAGAUAGACACAAUUCACAAGGUCGGCUGCCGGACCGGCGCCUCCUCCGACGGAGGCACUCCAGUCCAGUGCAUACGGCCUAGCUGUGCCAUGGAGGAAGCUCCUGUCACCGCAGCCACGGGGUCCUUGGGGCCCGUCGUAGCCAAGCUGGGUGCUUUGCUGGGCAGGGAGUACAAGCUUCGGCGCAGGACUCAGAAGGACGUCAGGUUCAUCAAAUCCAAGCUGAAAUCUAUGCACUCUAUUCUUUGGGCGACAUGGGAGAAGGAGGUUCUGGAUGUCGAAUCCAAGAACUUGAAGAAGGAAGCGCUGGAUCUCGCCAACGAUAUGCACGACGCUAUUGAUGACUUCAUCCUCAUCAUGGAUCCCAGCCGCAGAAACAAGCGAUUGAUGGUGCAGAGCAAGAUCGAAGCCAGCCGUCCUUUCCAAGAGUUCAAGACGAGAGUAGAUGACGUAUCGGGCCGCUGUCGCAGAAGGUGGAGGUGGGAGAAGAACAAGUCUUCUGAACCCAUCUCCAGCUUAUUUUCAAGAAGAGGCGUAAAAUCCAGCCCCCCCAGCAAACAACCACCUCCUCCUCGAGCUCCAUUUGUCUGCAAGGAUGCAUCAGAGCUCAUUGGUCUAGGCAAAUGGAGGGAUGAGCUCAUCAGGUACCUGGUAGGAGAACAACAAGAAGAGAGCACAAUGGUGCAGCCGCAGCUCAAAAUGGCAUCCAUUGUUGGGAUGGCCGGCAUGGGGAAAACAACCCUUGCCAACCUUGUCUAUAAGGAUAUUGGAAGUAAGUUUCAGUCACGGGCUUUUGUAUCCGUCACUCCAAGCCCUAACAUGAUUGAGGUUCUCACAAGUAUUCUCCAGCAAGUAGGAGCUGAACCACUUGCUGGCUCUGAAGCAAGGACAGUGGAAGAUAUCAUCCACGCCAUAUCAAAUUUCCUAGAUGACAAAAGAUGAACUGAAGUGGAGAAGCCAGACACAGAACCAUGUCCGUCACAUCUAUUGGAAGACCUUUUUCAAGACGUAGUUUUGGAUGCUCACCAAACAUGGCGAGGUUUCUAUCAACUAGUCUCCUGCACCUGCUCAAUAUACUAAGCCAGAAAUGAACAUUCAGGUUCGCUCUCAUUACAUCUGCAAACAAAUUUGCAGCGAGAAUUGACCACCGCGAUUGUAACUCUCUGGCAAACCGGUCUGCUAUUUGUACUAACUGCGGGUGUUCCCCCGGGUUUGCACUUCCGAAUGCGAGUGCCUUGAAGAGGUAGCCGAACUCCUCAUAUGUCAGGACCAAAGUUUUCUUCCCCACCGCAAAACCGCCAAUGAUUGGAAGAACGGUCGGCACGGCAGCAGCAGGGCUGUCUUGCAAGAGGAAGCUCAAGAUCAUUUGCUUUUCCGAAUGGUGGCCAAACACAAAGUUGUCAAUGUAAAGAUAUGUAUCAUAUGGUCUGCACACCAUACGGUCGCAUCCACUCAAAAUCACAACAAACUCUGUGAUGUUGGCAACCGCAAUUUCUAGGCUCUCCACUGCACCAUGAAACUCCAUGAGAUGUCUUGCCUUGUGUGUUCUAGCACUCCCAUGAAUUAUACGAGAACGUUUGAGACGAAAUAAUGAGCUGCUAACCUCCUCCUCCUCCUCAUCCGCCAUAAGAGUCUCCUUGAGGGAUCCGUAGUUGAACGCG